Messenger RNA from Labrus mixtus (cuckoo wrasse), 2365 nucleotides. It is a transcript of the gene flcn, whose product is annotated as folliculin. Gene Ontology annotation, molecular function: GTPase activator activity. Gene Ontology annotation, cellular component: cytosol. The transcript is spliced from 12 exons. Gene Ontology annotation, biological process: positive regulation of transforming growth factor beta receptor signaling pathway; positive regulation of TORC1 signaling; positive regulation of GTPase activity. The record is from RefSeq and is a predicted model, not a curated record. The coding region runs from base 279 to 1970 and encodes 563 amino acids. NCBI's taxonomy places the organism in Eukaryota, Metazoa, Chordata, Actinopteri, Labriformes, Labridae.
CGUGACUCCACGUCAUGUGACACGCUGUGUUAUUGUCAGCUAGCAGCUGCACGGAUGGAAAAUAGAUCAAGGAAAAGUGUAGAAAACACAAUUCUGACUUGCUGAGAAUUGUGUAUUUCUGAAAAACGGACUGUAUCAAGAAUCGAGUUUGUUUUGAAUCCUUAUUUUUUUAUGCUGCUAUUUAUGUAAAGCCUGUUUGGAUGUUGCGACAAAUGAAUGCCACUUUGUGAAGUAGCAUUGAGUACCAGUCAUUUGUUGAACUUGGCUCAGUGCUGAAGAUGAACGCUCUUGUUGCUCUCUGUCAUUUCUGUGAGCUCCAUGGCCCUCGGACAUUGUUUUGCACAGAGGCACUGCAUCCUCCAUCCCCAUCUCCUUCAUCCCAGACAGGUGUCCCUGUGCCUGGGGACAGGGACCGAGAUGGUGACCGGGAAGGCGAAGGGCUUACUAUGAGGGCUAACAGCUCAGCCACCCAGAGAGGAGAGAUGUGUGAUGGAUGCCGAUCUCUGCCUGCAUCUCACCCAGGCUUUGUAAGCAUAGAUGAUGAAACAGGAAUACGUUUCCUGAGCCACCAGCAUCCCAGACAGCCGCAGCUUUUCAGUGUGGUCCGGCAGGCGUGCGUACGCAGCCUCAGCUGUGAGGUAAACAGUGACGUGUGCCCUGGACGUGAAGGGCCCAUUUUCUUUGGAGAUGAGCAGCACGGUUUUGUGUUCUCACACACCUUCUUUAUCAAAGACAGCCUGGCCAGGGGCUUCCAGCGCUGGUACAGUAUAGUUAUGGUAGCAAUGGACAGAAUCUACCUCAUCAACUCCUGGCCCUUCCUGUUACGCCACCUUAGACUCACCAUACAGAGCCUACAAAGCACAGCCCUCAAGGUGUUUGACAGUGAACAAGGAGUGUGUCCCCAGCGAGCAGUGAGAAUGAACAGCGUCUUCUCGCCUGCUGUGUUCCCUCAUCAGAGGAGUGGAAAUGCAGCCAGAUCACUGACCUCUUUAACCCAGCAUCCCAACCUCUGGGCCAGUCUGCACUCCUCCUUUAGCUGGUUGCUGAAGGCCUGUGGAAGUCGUCUGACAGAGAAGCUGCUGGAGGGGGCUCCCACAGAGGACACACUGGUGCUCAUAGAGAGGCAGACAGAACAAGAGGAGGAAAUGAGCUGCUGGGAGGGCGCAGAAGGAGGCGGCCCUAGGCCACAACGGAUCCAGUCGGAAAGCGAGCUGGCCCACGACUUCCUGUGUGAUGAUGGAAAAUUGGAUGAAUUACCAGGACCCAAGUUUUGGUCACUGAGGCAUUUGAGACAGGUCCUCGGGGCGGCCGAGUUUCGUCAGCUUGUGUGGCACGUGCUCAUGGGAAAUCAGGUCAUAUGGAGAGGAGCAGACCCCGGGCUCAUCCAAUCAGCUUUCAUAGUGCUCAAGUCUUUGCUCCCAGUGGGCUGUGUGCGUUCUGUGCCGUACAGUGCUCAGUAUGAGGAGGCCUACAAAUGCAACUUCCUGGGUCUCAGCACGGAUGUGCCCAUUCCAGCGCACGUCAGCUCCUCAGAGUUUUCCGUGCUGGUGGAUGUCAGUUCAGAGAGAAGCUGCCAGACUUCAGCCCUAGGUGAAGAUGACAUCUCCUCUCUUUAUCAGUUUAGCAUCAGCAGUGCCAACACACAGCCCACAGACAGAGGUCCCACGUUACUGAACAAGCUCGAGGUGGCCCUGUCUAAUGAGAACUUGUCUGUGGAUGUCGUGUCUCACUGCCUGUUGUGUCUGAAGGAGGAGUGGAUGAAUAAGGUCAAAGUGCUGUUCAAGUUCUCCAAAGUGGACGGGCGGGGAAGGGAGGACACCCAGAAGGUUCUGGCCCUCCUCGGGGCAACGGGGCCGGGUGAGGAGGACAACGUCAGGCUACUCAAGUUCUGGAUGACCGGACUCAGCAAAACCUACAAGAGUCAUCUCAUGACGGCCGUGCGAGGAGGGGAAAGGAGCCCCAGCCAGUGAUAAAGAGAGAAGGAGAAUGUAGUGAGGGGAAAAAGGGGUUGAACAGAGGGGGGGGGGGGGGAUUACUAAAGAAGGGAAAAUGAAAGCAGGAUUUGUUAGAUCAUCAGUAGAUUAAUGUAUUCGGGACUUUUUUUAGAAUGAAAGAGAAACAUGAAUGGACGUCAGUAAUGCUUUGGCUCAUUUAUUGUUUUUUGUUUUUUUCAAGUAAUUUGAAAUCUUCUGUUAAUAACCUGAUUAUUCUCCCGCUCAGAUUCAGCCAGUGUUUGUCAAAGGGAAUUAUUGCAGACGGCCUUUAAGACUAAUAUGUGUAUCUUUAACUUAUUAAACAGACUUUGCACUUUUUAAACUCUUUUUUGCCGAUGUUUUUAAACAAAAUAAAUGACCGUGAACAGUCA